This is a messenger RNA of Corapipo altera (White-ruffed manakin), 627 nucleotides long. Its product is annotated as basic proline-rich protein-like. The record is from RefSeq and is a predicted model, not a curated record. The transcript is spliced from 2 exons. Lineage: Eukaryota; Metazoa; Chordata; Aves; Passeriformes; Pipridae. The coding region runs from base 34 to 627 and encodes 197 amino acids.
CUGAGGGGAUUUUGGGGCAGUGGGGCCCGGGGGAUGGGUGGGCGUGGCCCCCAGCCCUUCCCCCCCGGGGAAAUUUUGGGUGGGCGUGGCCUCCCGGGGUCACUGGGCCGCGUCUCCUGUUUUUGGGGCCUCGUCGGGGACGGUGGGGGGAUGGAGGGGGCUCCCCAAAAUCGGGGGCCUCUCCCAAACUGGGGGAUCACAAGACCCCUGCUCAUCUUCAUCCUGCUUCUCACAGGCUCCCAGUGCUCCCAGACAACCCCCAAAGGCUGUGCCCCCUGCACAACCCCCUCCUCGCCUCCCCCCCCCGGAGCCCCCCGAGACGCCGACCCCCGUGACCGUGACCACCGGGAGCCCCCCGAGCCCCUCCUGCUCCCCGGCCCCGCCCCGGGGGUGGCUCCGGGUGUGGGGGGGGCCCCCCUCCCGCGAGGAGCCCGUGGGGACCCCCCUGACCCUCGAGUGCCACUUCCGAGGCCCCCCCGACACCGCCCUGACCUGGCUCCAGGCGUGUCCCCCCGGGCUCGGGGAGGUCCCCCGGAGCUGCCCCUGGCCCCAGGAGGUGGUGGCCACCCGGGGGGGCCGCCAGGUGGCCCGGGUGGUGCAGGAAGGGGGGGGGAAGCUCCACCCUGA